Molecule: messenger RNA, 3055 nt
Organism: Bombyx mandarina (wild silkworm)
Lineage: Eukaryota; Metazoa; Arthropoda; Insecta; Lepidoptera; Bombycidae
Gene: Osbp
Product: oxysterol binding protein
Cellular component (GO): perinuclear endoplasmic reticulum; cytosol; plasma membrane
Molecular function (GO): sterol binding
Source: RefSeq, a predicted model, not a curated record
UGUCAAAUUGAUUUUGAUAUGGUGGACGGGCGACGGACGUGGCGUAGAUCUUUUUAAAUUAUGUUUUUUUAAGAAAAAACUACAUUUAUCACAUUAAAAUGUCAGAAGCAAUUGUGCCUAAAGGUCAACCGAUACCCGGGGAUCCUGAAAAAAAGGGAUGGCUUUUCAAAUGGACGAAUUACCUAAAAGGAUAUCAACGAAGGUGGUUCGUGUUGUCCAACGGAUUAUUAUCCUACUACAGGAACCAAGCAGAAAUGGCGCAUACGUGUAGAGGAACUAUUUCACUGCUCGGUGCUCUUAUUCACACUGCUGAUUCAUGUACUUUUGUCAUCAGCAAUGGUGGCACACAGACAUUCUACAUUAAAGCUCAUGAUGAAGUAGAACGUCAGAGUUGGGUUACAGCCCUAGAAUUGGCCAAGGCUAAAGCAAUUCGAGCUCAAGAAUCAGAUGAUGAUGAAGACCAGGUGGCAUCUGGAGCAGUAGUAAUUGGUGGGGCUGGUGAAGGUGAAGGAGAAGACACUGGCGGCAUUGCAAGAGAACUAGCAGCAAGAUUUCAUGACCUGCGUACCUGUUCAGAAUUAGUAGCAAGACAUGGAACAGCACUACAGAGAUCACUUGUUGACUUGGAAAUACCACCUUCGGAUACAACGAAGCAAGUUUCCGAACGAGCGACACUCUUUAGAAUAUCCUGCAAUGCAAUGAUGAAUGCUUGUUCUGAGUUUAUGAGCGCAGCAGCCGGAUCAAGCGCACGACUUUCGCGAGCUUUGCAACACGAGCGAGAACAGAAGCUCCGUCUACAGGAGGUGGUUGAACAACUCGCUAGACAACAUGAUACGCUCGAAAAGACGGUCACGGCACGCUCCACCCCGCACACAGGUGGUAACGGGACAACUCAAGGCAACGAAACUGAGGAUGAAGACCAUGAAUUCUUUGACGCAGUGGAGGAGGGCAUCUCAACCAACAUGGAUGAUAAGACUUCAUUUGUAAUUAAAGUACCAGUUAAUAGAAAAAACAAAGUGAAGGACGGUGAAAGUUCGGAUGAAUCAGAAGGUGAAACAGUGACAGAAACACAACAGGUGAUAUUUGUGGAGGAUAAGGAGCGAGCGGAGAGCGCGAUGGGAGGCGCCGAUGGAAGCACCACACCGUCGCUUCCAACCAAAGACACCGACAUUGUCGUCUGGCCGCAUGUGUCGCAGGCGGCGGGCUGCGUGGACGGGCGCCCGCGACGCACGCGCGUGCCCGACAAGCCCAACUACCCGCUCAGUCUCUGGUCCAUUAUGAAGAACUGUAUAGGCAAGGAGCUGUCGAAGAUCCCUAUCCCGGUGAACUUCAGCGAGCCGCUGUCGAUGCUGCAGCGGCUGACGGAGGACUACGAGUACUCGUCGGUGCUGGACCAGGCUGCCAAGUUCGAUGACCCCGCGCAGCAACUCGCCUACGUCGCCGCCUUCACAGUCUCCUCGUACGCGACCACCGCGUGCCGGACAAACAAACCGUUCAAUCCUCUGCUCGGCGAGACGUUCGAAUGCGACCGCAUGGCCGACCUCGGCUGGCGAGCCAUCUCCGAACAGGUGUCGCAUCACCCGCCGAUGGUGGCGCAGUUCUGCGAGGGCACGUCGGGCUGGCAGUGCUGGCAGGAGUUCACCAUGACCACCAAGUUCCGGGGGAAGUACCUCCAGAUCAUACCGCUCGGAGCCGCCUCCGCCAAGUUCCUCGCGCACGGAAACAAGUACACCUGGAGGAAGGUGACCACCACCGUCCACAACAUCAUUGUGGGCAAGCUGUGGGUCGAUAAUCACGGCGACAUGGACAUCGUGGGCGACGCCGGCCCGGCCACCGGGUACGUCGCGCAUCUCAAGUACCUGCCCUACGGGUACUUCAGCAAAGACACACAACGGAAAGUGACGGGCGUUGUCAAGGAUCCCAACGGUGUGCCGAGGUACGUGCUACAAGGUCACUGGGACAGCCGCGUGGAGGUGGCCCCCGUCACGAGCACGUCGGCCGACAACUCCGUCUGCAAGACCGGCAAGUUCGUGACGGCGUGGCAGCGCGUGGCCGCCCCGCCCGACUCCGACAAGUGGUACAACUUCACCGUGCUCGCCGCGCAACUCAACGAGCCCGAGCCCGGCGUCGCGCCCACCGACUCGCGGCUGCGCCCCGACCAGCGCCUCAUGGAGGAGGGCUGCUGGGACGAGGCCAACACGGAGAAGCUGCGCCUCGAGGAGAAGCAGCGGGGGGCGCGGCGCCGGCUGGAGGCGGAGGCCGAGGCCGCGGCCGCGCGGGGGGUGUCCGCCCCCGCCGCCCCGCCCCCGCUCUGGUUCACGAGGGACGCGCAGCCCGGCGCCGGGAACACGCUGCGCCACCUCUACAACCACCGCUACUGGGACUGCAAGCGCCGCCAGGACUGGACCGGCUGCCCGGAUAUUUUCUAGCCCUUGCGGGGCGAAGCUCUGAACUUUGUUCCAAGAUACGCCGCGCUCCACCUCUGUACAUAAAGCUUUCACCCGCGUCGCGAAGAUUGCGUCAUUCUCGCGAGUAGGUCAUUGGACUCGACGCGAAAAAAACCUCGACGGGGCGUCGUCCGAACCCACGGCGGCCGGGGCUCCGCAGACCGUGUGUCACCGUCACCGUGCAUGCCGUAGGGAAAGUAUCGAUCCAAAGCUUCCUCGUGUUUAAUAAAUUAAUAUAGUGUAUAGUGCGACGGUCGCCACGUUCCGUCGGCUGGUGCUUGUGUAAAGAUUUGCGAUUUAUAUUUCGUCAAGCUUACGAACUAGACGAUAAAUUUGUAUAGGCGUCGAUUUAAAAUGUAGCAGCGGCGUCCCCGAAGCAGGGCGCGUCCGUCGCCAGUAGAUGAGCGAUGAACGUUAUCUAAGUUAUAAUCUGGGGCGAGUCGACACAUCGACUCGUCGGCCGCUAGGAUAUUGUAAGAUCUACUACGAAUGUACAUUUUCAACUGGUGUAAGAUAAUUUGUUAAUAUUUUUAUUAUAUUAAAAUAAUAUUUGAAUAAAGCCAUAACAUCUGUAUCAUGUUGAUUAUAAAAAUAAAAUAUGUCACGCA